Messenger RNA from Linum trigynum, 1905 nucleotides. The record is from the annotation of a GenBank genome assembly. NCBI's taxonomy places the organism in Eukaryota, Viridiplantae, Streptophyta, Magnoliopsida, Malpighiales, Linaceae.
AUGUCAUUUCUCAGAACUUCCCUCUUUUUCAUACUCUUACUCCCCUCAAUUGCUCCACUCUGUUCUUCAGCUAUCACUCUGAAGCAGCAAAACGCAACUUCUCCUUGCCCUUUCAACUUCAACCCAAUCAAAACCCUGAUCGCGGAAAUAAAUCCCACCAACAGAACGACUCAAUGCCGAGUCCUCUCCAACGGAAUCCUCCUCCUGCGCUCCCGAUUCCUCCGCUCCACCGGCAAAUUCCUCCCACCGCCUGCCGUCAUCCAAGCCUGCCGGCGAUCUUACCAGAACUGGAUCGGGAAAACCCAUUUCCGCGGCUUGAAUAUCGAAUCGGAUUGCGGGCGGGAUAUGGAGGCGGCUUUCGGGUCGUGCGGAAACAUCACGACCCGGAUCCAGUUUGAAACCCGGUUCCCAAAGUCGGAGCUCCGGGAAUUGGAAUCCUUUUGCAACGAUUCACUGGAGAAUCGGUUCCCCUGCCGCGGCUGCGCCCACAAAUUCACCACUCUUGCUGAAUUGCACUUCCCUCCUGGUGGCCAUUGUGCGAGGAAUUACAUGCUGAUGUAUGUCUCGGCUUUCCUGACGAAUCACGGCCCGGGUCACGCCUCGACGGUCAAGUGCUUCUUCAGGUUGAGGCAGAGCAACCCUGUCGCGGCGGCGAUCCCAUCUCAGAAUAGUCGAGGAAGACGACGUUGGAUGGUCGCUUUUGCGAUUUUCGGCUAUGUCUUAGGUGCAUUGGCCGUGGUGAUGAUGGCGGUGUCGGUGACAUGGGUGGUUCGCAGGAAAUGUAGAUGCAGUGAAGUGAAGAGUACUGUUGUGAGAGUUGUUGAUGAGCAGAAUGAGAGCUGCGAGACGAGCAUCGAUCUGGGAUCUGAGUCGCGAAGGCGCAACAUUACGAAGUUCAGUCUAAGUGAAAUUAGGGAGGCGACGAUGAAUUUCUCUAGGGAGAACAUAAUCGGUCAAGGAUGCUAUGGAAAUGUGUACCGAGGAACGUUGCAGGAUGGCACUGGAGUUGCGGUCAAGAGGUUUAAGAAUAGUUCGAGGUCAUCCUUCGGGGAUGAGACUUUUGCCCACGAGGUUGAGAUAAUUGCAAGUGUCAAGCACGUAAAUCUCCUUGCUCUGAGAGGGUACUGUGUGACAAGGGCCGGCCAGAAAAGUAAGCAGAGAAUCAUCGUCAGCGACUUGAUGCGGAAUGGGAGCGUACAUGAUCAUCUCUUCCUUCCCGGGGGAGAAAAAUGUUUGCUUCCCUGGCCAAUUCGCCUCAAAAUAGCAUUGGGAACGGCUCGCGGAUUGGCCUACUUACACUACGGGGUCCAUCCAGCAAUCAUCCACCGCGACAUCAAGGCUAGCAACAUUCUACUGGACGAGUUGUUCGAGCCCAAGCUGGCCGAUUUCGGGCUGGCAAGGUUCGACGACUCGCAAGGGAGGACGCAUUUGAGCACGGGGGCGGCUGGAACGCUAGGCUACGUGGCCCCGGAAUACGCCCUGUAUGGAAGACUGACCGAGAAGAGCGAUGUGUACAGCUUCGGUGUUGUGUUGCUCGAGCUGUUGAGCGGGCACAAGGCUUACGAGCUAGUUGAUGACGACGAUGAGGAGGCAGGGGAAGUGAGGCUGUUGGGGGAGUGGGCUUGGAGAUUGGUACAACAACAAGAGGGGGAUGCGAUUGAAGUUGUCGAGAAGGGCUUGUCGGGAUCUUGGCCUGGUCCGAUGAUGGAGAGGUUUGUUCACCUUGCUGUGAUCUGCGCACAUCCUGUGGAGCAGGCGAGGCCAACAAUGGAGCAAGUGGUGAAGAUUUUGGAGAAGUUCUGUGAUGGUGAAGAGUACGACUUGGCUUGUACUCAUGCAGCUGAGAGCAGCAGUGAUUCAUACACAAGGUGUGAUGAGAUUAGUUCAGAUAGGGACCCCAAAUGA